CGAGUUUUUCCUUUAACUUCAAUGAGCUUUUCCCUUCAUGAUUAAUAAAAAAUCCUGAAUGUGCACGCUCACUUCCCCGAUGGCCCAAACCGUGAGUCAGCCACCGAAAAGAGUCCACUGGGAGGAUCCACACGCUCGCCACUCACUCAGACACCCCUCCCACUUUGGACAUAGCGAGUCGAGAUCAGCCCCAUCUCACGUAACACGGCUAAUUUGACAUUAUCAGAAAAGGCCGUCCGUAUAUCAAAGUCCAAAGUUGUGUCGAGAGACACAAAUGGUAGCAGGGGCGAGUGGUCUUUCCUCAAUGUUGUAUGUUCCCCAUUAUCUUUUCCGAGUGAACAGGUUCCCGAAACGUGUGCGGACAGAUGGAGCGGUUGUGCUACAGUCUGCUCGGUGUUAAGUGAAAGAAAUGCUGAGGGACACACUGAGCCACCGGCGGAAGGCCCAAUCGCUGAGAGACACUGAGAGACGUCACCGAAAGUGCGGCCUUAUUCUGCGAUGGACGGCGUCCCCUUCUUCCUCAGCAGAGUAAAACCUGAACCUCCGGAAGACCUGCUCGCCCACGACCUGCACUUCCACACGCAAACCGAGCCCGUUGACCUGUCGAUCAACAAACCCCGCCCCUCCUCUUCAUCCAACCACCCCGCCGCCACCACAAACUUUUCAUCAUCCCCUCUCAGAUCCGCCUUCUCCCCGUCUUCUUUAUCGUCAUCAUCCUCCUCCUCCUCCUCCUCCUCCUCAUCUUCGUCUCCAUCAGUUAUCACCUCAGCCUCAUCGGUGCUCACACCAGGCCCCCUGGUCGCCCCUGGCGCCGGGGUGAGAGGUCAGCCGUAUUUGCACAUCCUGCACUCUGUGCCGCCGCCUCCAUCCAGCCCUCUGAGCCUGCAGGGAGCAGGGAAGCUUGGCAGCCAUGUUCACCGCAUCCCGGUUGUGGUGCAGUCACUGCCCCUCAUGUACACCACUGCCGUUCGAUCACCCUCCAGCCUCAACAACGCCAUCGUGCUACCUCUGCUCGACGAGGUCAGAAGCCAGGGCAAAGCACACACGGACCGCAAUGGCCUGUCGCCAAGGCAGAUCAAAAGUGACAGCGAUGACGACGACCUGCCAAACGUGACCUUGGACAGUGUUAAUGAGACCGGCUCCACUGCGCUGUCUAUAGCCCGAGCUGUGCAAGAUUCCAUUUCCCCGUUCAGUAUUGACAGCAUACGGCGUCCCCGGAGGUCGGAGUCACCAGAUUCCAAAAAGAGAAGAAUCCACAGAUGUGACUUUGAGGGCUGCAAUAAGGUGUACACCAAAAGCUCCCAUCUAAAAGCACACAGAAGGACGCAUACAGGGGAAAAGCCAUACAAGUGCACCUGGGACGGCUGCACGUGGAAGUUCGCCCGCUCCGACGAGCUGACGAGGCAUUACAGGAAACACACGGGGGUCAAGCCCUUCAAGUGCGCAGACUGUGACCGCAGCUUCUCCAGAUCCGACCACUUGGCUCUGCACCGGCGGAGACAUAUGCUGGUGUGAAUCAGAUCAGACGGCGACGAGAGAUGAAGAGGAAGAGAAAGAGAGAGAUCAAUGGAACAAACACACACACACACACACACACACACACACACACACACAGGCAGCCGGGGGAGCGGGAUCUCCCUAUGAAUGUUUUUCAGCUGGCCUGGAUGCACACGCAUAGGCAUGCACACCCACCCACCCACACACACACACACACACACACACACACACACACACUCUCGAGAAGAGGUAGAGGUGCACAGAGCUCGUGGAGCUGCGAUAAACAGGGUCACUUCUGGAUCCUCUUUGGGAUGGAAGGAAAAGACGGCAGGAUUCUUUUAUUGUCAUCGGAGUAUAUUAGGGAACUGUCUUUUACAGCACUGUUCAUAAAUGUUUCACUUUGAUUUUUCUUUUUUUUUUAAAUGAACUCGCACUCUUCAUUUGGACAUUUAAAAUAAUUAUAUAUAUAUAUAUAUACAGUACAUAUAUAUAUAAUGCAAUCGCAACCCUCUCUUCUUUUUUUUCCUAUCUUUUCUAUUCAUUUUUUGUUCAAAAUUGCUGCUUUUUUUCCCCCCAGCAUUCAUAAUGUGAAAGAUCCCGUUGAACGGAAUGGAUUUUUCUGUGUGACGCAGAAAGUUUCGGGCCCCCACACCGGGACCACAGGGAAAAGGAUUUGGAUUUUGGUGCCGAGUUCGAGUUACACAGGCAGUAUUGUUUCCGCUGCGAGUCUGAUUUAUGACCAGCAGGGGGCGCCGUCAACCCACGGAUUGGUUUCCUUGGCCCGCUGGAGUCUUGCUGUUUUGGUCCGAGGCGCUGGCCGUUCACCUUCUCCCCACAGCCAGCACAAACGGGAACACCGUCACUCCCAACAACCUGAAUCAACUCAUCGCAACAUCCACUGUCAUUGCUUCAUCGUAAUCAAUGAAAAGAUGGACACGCCGAUCAUCCCACCAGCAAAAAACAUUAAACCCCAAUGCCAUUUCCCGCUUCACUCCCAGGACCAGAUUUUUUUAACAUCACUGCUAAUCUCUAUGUUGAGCCUCUUUUGAAAAAAUCUUUUUGGGUUGAUUUUGUGCUGUGAUUAGCAAUCAGUAAAGUGCAAUCUUAAAGGAUGAAUACACUUUCAGUAUGACAAGGUUUUUUUGUUAAUUGAAUCUUGCUAUUCUUUCCUUUUUCCUUUUCUUUUUUUUAAAUGCCUGCUUAUUUGCUUACGUUCGACUCGGAAAAAAGAAAACAACCCCUCAUGUACAGUGAACUUGGAAACAAUCAGAGGAGAUUUUCAGUAUGUGAAGAAAAAAGAAAAAUAACAAGAGGCACCUUACAGACUCACGCUUUCAUCCUGUCCUGAUCUUAUCUGUUUUUAGUUUUUAUUAUUCAGCUCUGUGUUUUUCUCAGCUGGGUUUCGACAGUGAGAGGAUAAUUUGUGUUGGUGUGGGGGUUUUUUGUUGUUUUUUUUGCACAGCAGCACUUGACCUUAAGCUGACAUUGACACCGGCUGCAGUGUUAACAGGGAAACGACCAGUGGUACCGGACGUACGUUACAGAAGAGCAAUACACUCUGAACAGAGCAGUGAGGAGGAAAACGACAAACCUCCUCCUCUUGUUCCGCUUUUGCAGAUGUCAAAUAUCCGAGGAGAAGUUCCUUAAAGCCGGGUCGACUCCUCGUUCUAAUCUGUACCAUGGGCCUCUCCCCCCCCCCCCCCCUCUCUCACCGGUCGGCUCGUAGCUCUCGCACAAGACUCUAAUCCGAUGUGUCUCCGUUAGUGAGUUACUAUAGAUCAUUUCAUUUUGUUUUUUAUUUUUUAUUUUCUCAAACAGACUUGAAAUGUGAUCACCUCAGACCAGAUAUAUGUCAAGAUUAUUGUCCGAUUUACCUGAGAUUUGGCUGAAAUUAAACAUCCACAUAUAAAGAUACAUACACAAAAUAGUACAUAUUUUUUUAUAAAAUACAUACAUGGACACAUUAUGCACGUGCAGUGAGGCUUUAUUUCAAAUGCAGUUUCUGGCAGAUUUGAUCUCUUAAGAGAACAUCACUUAAAAUCACUAAACUUAAUAAAAAAAUAUAAAUAUAUAUUUUUAUGCUCAUAAUUAUGGACAUUUUUGCAGGUGUCUCCAAAUGCUUUCACGCCGACAUUAACUCAGAGUAUCAGGCCCAGAUCGUAUUAUUUGAUAGUGCUGCUAAAUGUAUUUAUUGGCCCGAAGCCAGUAAAAGGAAGUGGUGAACUUUGGGACUGCACCUUGAAAACCACACACACACACACACACACACACACACACACACACACACACACACACACCUGAAUUUCAGCAGCCAAAUCCAGGAAGUCAUUUCCGACCCCCCUAUGAAAUGGAGAAUGGUAAUGUAUGUUAUCAUUAUUUAUGCUUAUUGUUCGUGCACAACGUCAUUAUGCCCAGUUGUAUUAACAUUUUAAGCAUAUCAGCACCUUGUUUUUGUUUUAGUAUGAUUUUUACAAAUUCAUUUUUGUUUAGUCUUCAGAUGUCGAUUUAUUAAAACAAAUAAUCCUCAUCAUAUUAUAUAUAUAUCAUCCAUAUAAUGUAUUAAGAUUAAUUUUUAAACGAUCGAGGGGGACUUCAUCACUGCGUAUAACUCUUUUUUCCCCUCUCUUCUUGUAAAAAGGAAAAACUUUUGAAAUUGUUGUAAUAUAUAUGUGAUAGUGAAGAUAAAAAAACUUAUAACAAAGUUCUACAUCCUGUACAUACAUUUUGGAAAAAAUAGGGCUUUUGAUUAGUAGACGCAGGAAAUACAUUUAUACAUGUAAAGUCUUUUUUCAGAGACUGUAAUUUAUCUAAUUUGGUAUACAGUGAAAUGGGGCUAAUGGGGUCCAUCAUGUAAAUUAUCAUAUGUGGUGUUAUAUAUAUGACAGUUUGCUUUUUUUUCUUUUUUGUUUUUGUUGGUUUGUGGUUAACUAACGUUCAUGAUCAAAUCAUUUUUUAUUCCCAAGAAAGGCUGAACCAGUGUUUGCUAUAAUCAACAAAUUAUUUAUAUACAUUGACCAUAUUACGGUACUCGAUUUCCCUCCGUCGUUAUUUUUGCUAUACCCGGACAAAAGAAGAAAGAAUAAUUCUAUUGAUCAAGCACAUAUCAACAACACAUGUACUCUCCUGACACAGGGACAUGACGUCGCAUGCCUUAAAUACACCAGUUUUUUAAAAAACGUGAUUCGAUUAGACUUUGAAGUCGGUGUCUCCACAGGACAGGGUGAAUUGUAUUUUCCCUUUCAGCAUCUUCUCUCUCCUCAUUUUAAAAGCAUAAUUUUGUUAACGGCAACCAGGGUCAAAGUUAUGCAAUAAUAAAUGAAUAAUAGUGCCUCAUAUAUCACAAACGUGUAACAUCCACUGCUCCGCGCCUCUUCUUUUUUCUUCUCGAUUCCAGCGUGUGUGCGCGCGUGUGCUCAAAUUGAUCAAGUCCAAAAUGAGAGAAAAUCGUGAAUUUUUUGAAAAGCACAGACAACAUUAUGCAAGUCGGACCUCUUAACGUUUUCAACUUUUCCUUCCUUCUUUCUUUCUUCUUUUUUUUUCCCGCACUGAGCCGUACGCCGUUGUGUCAAAUGCAGCAUCAUCGUCCCACAACACGUCCCGCGGGCUGUUUAUAGCACACAUUAUCACUUUGCUUGCAAUAAGUCACCUCCUUCCAGGGGAGCACAACUGAGUUACGAAAAGGCCUCUCGAUGUUUUUUUCCGCUUCGGCACAUUAUUUUUCGACAGCGAUUUUCAUGGAAGAGAAAAGGAGGAAUCUGAUUCAUAGGAAGAGAAAAAACAAGAAUCCGGUUGGCUGGGAUUCCGGCCGCUCGAGCGAUGCCUUUUGUUUAUGAAUACUGAAACUUAAGCUUUUUCUGAUCAGUUCAAUAUCUAUUUUUACUUUUCUGUGUAACAUCUGCGUUUGACUUCCUGGUUUUCGAAAGAUUCUAAGUAGUGGAGCCAAUGCCUAUGAUUCAAGUUUGCUGAUAUUACGUACAGUAAUCGUCGUUCCUGUAUUUAUGUAAAAGUGAGUGUAGUGUAUAUAUAUAUUCAGAUCUUUUCAUUCUUACCGUUUUAAAAAGAAAAAUUUGAAAAAUAAUUGUGAUUAUUGCUCAGCAUCGCUUCAAAAGGGAGAUCUUGCUCAUGGAAUUCCACAUCUGUAAAAUAAUUUUUUUUAAUCCUGAUAUUUUUCAAAAACUUUAAGAACAGGUGUCCUUUUUUUUUUUUUUUUUUUCCUUUUCUGUUUUUGCUUUUCUUUUCUCUAAAGAGUUGUUUCAAAGUAUCCAGUCAGUGUUUUUUGCCUUUUUCUCUGUAUUUUUUCAUAUGGAUGGAGCUGUGAAAUUAAAAAAAAAAAAAAUAAGUUCAAACAUAUACAUGUAUAUUAAUAUGAAUGGAGGCAUGAAGGUUAAUAAAGUUGCAUUUUGUAUGUA
Molecule: messenger RNA, 5906 nt
Organism: Scophthalmus maximus (turbot)
Lineage: Eukaryota; Metazoa; Chordata; Actinopteri; Pleuronectiformes; Scophthalmidae
Gene: klf12b
Product: Kruppel-like factor 12b
Exons: 5
Coding region: 499-1515 (338 amino acids)
Biological process (GO): regulation of transcription by RNA polymerase II
Molecular function (GO): RNA polymerase II cis-regulatory region sequence-specific DNA binding; DNA-binding transcription factor activity, RNA polymerase II-specific
Source: RefSeq, a predicted model, not a curated record